Messenger RNA from Amphibalanus amphitrite, 4110 nucleotides. RefSeq names its product SH3 and multiple ankyrin repeat domains protein 1-like. Lineage: Eukaryota; Metazoa; Arthropoda; Thecostraca; Balanomorpha; Balanidae. The transcript is spliced from 6 exons. The record is from RefSeq and is a predicted model, not a curated record. The coding region runs from base 1339 to 2835 and encodes 498 amino acids.
GUGGAUAGAUAUGGCGUUAGCUGAGCUACGAUACAGAUAUGGCCUUAGCCAGGCCACGAUACGGCCCAGGGCGGAGCACAGUGGAUAUCGCGUGGAGCGAAGCUGUGUGUGUGGUGUCGGGUGUUGAGGUUUUGGUGAAGAGCGGGAAUGUGUAAGAAUUGAGGUUUUGGUGGAUGGUGAGAUGUUUGAAGAUGGAGCGUGAUGGUUGAGAGGAUUGAGAUAUUCGUGAGCAGCUCGUUCGUUUUGUGAAUGUGGCAAGAGAGUGACCAUAUACUUCGUUGUCAGUGUGAGGAUCUGAGGAUCUUCCAGCGUUUGGCAGAGCUCGGACCAGAGUGUGAAGCUGACAGUGCGGAACGCAACGCUGCGGAGUCAUAAGGACACUUGUGACUACCUGGGGCACUACCGGACGUGUCAUGCGCUGGGCAAUGCGACUCUAGUGUUUGCUGUGUCACUGGCGCAGAGAAUUGACACUAGAUAUCCACCAAGUCGUCCCACGCAGCCUAUCACUGAAAUCGUGGAUCACUUUGACUGGAUGCACAGAAUAGGUGGUGGGUUCCCGCAUUGCUUCGGACUUGCCUGAGCCUCUGCGGGUGUCUAGAAUGUCAAAACUGAAGCCACAUCCUGGUCAGAGAAGUGAUUUUUCUGGAGUCGCCGGAGGAAAAUCACGCAUAACAAGGAACCAGUAACGUGAAACCUGCGAAUCGUUUGCACUGACCUUGCAAAGGUCUGAUAGUGGAUGAAAGAAGAGCUCUUCUGUAUAACGAACACUCGCGUUGUGUGUCAAGAGUGGCAUCGCGCGAAGUCUUAUCUCGAGAGCAAGACAAUACCUUGCUGUGGCGAGUGUCUAAGUACUCUGCGUUCCAGUUAAGAGACUUGAGCUCUGCUUCCCGGACAUCUUCAGAGACUUGCCUAUAGACGCCUAUCGUCGUAUUUGGCUUCCAUUCUAAUCACGCGACGAGUAAGACGCUAACAGACUAGUUACAACAGUGUUCUGUGAAAAACUACGGCGUUCGCGAAAACGAGGGAAAUUGGCGAAGCAGUGUAAGGGAGUUCUGCUACUAUAGCAAAGGGAGUGCUGAUGGUUGCCCACAACGUUAUGGUUAACCAGUGAUGAUGAUUAACUAGCAGAUGAUGACAACACAAACCGACAUCGUCAGCAGUAGCAGCAGUGUCAAAAAAGCAGUGUAGACAGUGUCAAGGAAGGUGUGUGAAGACAUAACGGUGACAAGGAAGCUGUGAGAUAGUGCAUCGCCAAGGAAGCUGCCUGGAACCGGACAUUAUCCAGGAAGCUGUGUCAAAGAAGCAGAUUCAAGACGGCUGUGCCGAGACGACAUCACGAUGUCUCUCGUCAACAUGAGAGACCACAGCGACAGGAGGAGUUACAUGGAGGAGAUACUGAUCCUGCAAAUGGGAGGCACUAUCGACAAGUGCUACCCUCGCACCAGAAGCGGGUACGCAUUUGAGAUCGACUCGGCGGCAUCGAAACGCGUCCUGGCACGUCUCCGGCCGGGAAGGAGCGCCCUGGUCGUGCAUGACACGGUCGCAAAGAAGGACAGUCUGGAGAUGACGGAGAAAGAUAGGAACAAGCUGCUUACGAGGGUAAUGGCUGCCUCACAACAUCGCAUUCUCAUCACCCACGGCACGGAUACGAUGCUACAAACCGCUCAGUGGCUACAGGAGCAGCUACAACCCUGUCUGGGGACCAACAGCCGCCUUGUAGUAUUCACCGGCGCUUUCACGCCUGAGGCUUUCAAAGACAGUGACGCAGACUUCAACAUCGGAAUGGCUCUCGGAGCACUGCAGAGCCUCCCGGGGAGCGGUAACAGCAGGGUCUACAUCGCAAUGAAUGGCCUCGUCUGUCCUUGUGAGUCUAUGGAACGGGACACGGAAAACGGUCAAUUUCUGCCCUGUCGCCGGCCCAGGUCACGUGACCUGAGUAUGACUCGCCCCCGCUCGGGAGAGAUGACUCGACCUCGCUCUGGUGAACAUCUGAGGCAGAGGAGUCUGGAGUCACUGCUGGUUGACCAGCCGAAUCAGAUCGCAAAGCGUCGCUCCACCAGUUCUUCCCGGGAAUCCCUUCUCGACAGCAUCCCGGAACCAGAAACCGAACCGGACCCAGAGCGGGACCGGGAACCAACACCGCAACCGGAACCACGGCUGCCACUACGCUGCGCACCUCCGGACCCACCUCGCCGUCAAACCUCAGUCCCCGUUCCUCUGACUCUCCCUCGAAGGCCAGGGGGCGCAGAUCAAGCUCCUCUUCAAGACGCGGAGGCGGUGUUUUCGACAAGCGUCCAGUACCUUCAGUCGCAACGUGCGAGGUCCUGUCCACAGAUAUCACGCCCUGCGUUACCUCCCAGGCCCGCCACUCGACCGGCGCGGAGAGAGCCCGAGACGACGUCAGAUCCGUCUCUCGCUGUGACUCGUCGUCCUGCGGUGAGGACGAAUGGCUCGCUGCUCACGUCUCCCAGCGUUGGAGGUGUGGGUGGAGGUUCAAGCGUUGGAGGAGGAGGGCUACGACGCUCCCCAGGGCUCUCUUCUCUCCCUAUCGUCGACUCUGACGCAAUCCACGACGGUGAAGCUUCACCGUCACCUGAUGUCGUUCCAGAUGAUGCCAGCGAGUCGCCUCUUCUUGCGCAGAAGAAGAUGGGUGUUCGGCGUACUCUUCCACCUGGGUGGCGUCACCUUCCUCAACGAGCUCUGGAGGAUCUUCUAGAGGAGGAGGAGGGAGACACAAGGCCUCUGGGAAGCGGACGUCGUGGUCCGAGAUCGCUUCUUCGGAGGUUGUCGGAAGGAGGUCCGAUCACAGAAAAUAUCGCCGAGGAGUAUUUGUGAGCGCAAUCGGUCGCAUCGACUAGAAGAGUGAGGGUAGCACGCGUUACGUGCGCUAGCCCCGGUGCAGGUGCCUAAAGAUUCAACAUGCGACGUGGUAGAACCCAAAAGUUGUGAUUUUACCAGAGACAUACGCUUCGUUGGCAGGUGCUUGCAGAUGCACUGUGCAGCAAACAUAGCCGAAAAAUCGCCAACAGUGAAAUGCAGUCGCCUUGGUGCCUGUAUCUGUCACUCAGCAUGCAACAAACUUAACUGUAGAAUCGCUGUGGAUGAGAGCGACCGUUAGCCUAUAGGCGUGCCUGGAAGUCUAUCGGUGUGAUUGGUAAGGAAAUAAGCCAAGGCAUUUUCUACUAAUGCGAUCAGCGACGUAAAUAACCAAGAAAUUUAUGUGAGUGGAGAUGGGUUGCAGAAAAGCCUAGCAAUAUUUUUAAGCGACACCAUAAAACAAAAGACGCUGAUCGUUGCUGAAUUAAGCUGCCGGGCAGUGUUCAACGCACGAGAGAUGUGUGCAUAAAAAGUAUAACACGGACGAGGCGGCUGUUCUAGGGUAGUUCUAGCUUCACUGAGGUGUUUGAGUGCCUCAACAGCGCCAUCUAUUGCCUUUUACAGCGCCAUCUAUUGUCAUAGGUAAAAAACAUGGACCAGGGUUUUGCCGAUACGUAGCUAUAGCUUUGUGUCAUCUGUCAACUAUCAGAAGUUUGCCAACUCAACGAUACUGGAAUGAGUUGUUCAUAGCUAUUAUAGGAACACCGGCGAAGGUUCCAUGCUCCUCACACCGUUUACCGUUUGUAAAAAUGUGGGCAUGUGUGACUUUUAUGUUUGAAUUCAGCUUGGCGUAUGAUGUAUGCUGACCGGUUGAAUGUGAAAAAGCGCGUGCAUGGUUGUUGCUUGCAGUAAGAUAUGACUUCCUUUACAGUUGCCUACACAAAUGACAUUGCUCACUGGAUAAUGCCUAAUUAGAAGCAACUGAUUACUUGUACCAUGCGAUUAUUUGUUCAAAAAUUGUCAAGAAUUUGUUUUGUUUACCAGGUUUAGCAACUUGGUUAACUUGUGGGGAGCCGGCAUGUGUGUACGAUAUGUUAUUUUGCGAGAUAAAUUAGGAGGUGAUAUUGUUAUUUACUUUGUUAUCGAUUUUCUUGACUGUUGCUGAGAUGCUUACAAUUCGCAGCCAAUGAAAGUAAAGCGGACAUCGUAAACUACGCUAUCGGUCUGAAAUUUUGUUUGGUUUGGAUUAGGUAUGCUGUAAAAGAUGCGUAAUAAAGGCUGCAAUGCAUGUCA